This is a messenger RNA of Ictalurus punctatus (channel catfish), 2955 nucleotides long. RefSeq names its product interferon-induced protein 44. The record is from RefSeq and is a predicted model, not a curated record. The transcript has 9 exons. The coding region runs from base 472 to 1338 and encodes 288 amino acids. NCBI's taxonomy places the organism in Eukaryota, Metazoa, Chordata, Actinopteri, Siluriformes, Ictaluridae.
GGUCAGUAUUUAUAAAUAGCAGAUGAUAGACACAAUCAUAAUCAAUGAUUUAGAACAGAAAUUUAUUUUGACGUUUAUUUUUGAAGAGCUACCCAAAAAAACAAGGGCUGACUAGCGCUCUCGCCCCACGCCCCAUCUUCCUUGUGUACUUUCGCUUUCUCUCUUCUUAAGAAUCAUAACCCGAAGAUUCUCUCAUCCUAACACAGCUACAUCACCAUAUCUCCAGACUAAAAUAAGUUAGUCAAUCUAAUUGGCUUGUAAACUUGAACAAUGGUAAAAUAGACAUCUAUUCAAAAGACUACAGGAUAAAAAUAAGUACAAGCACAAGUGCUACAUGCAAGUUUAACUUUCGAUUCAAACGUCAGACAAAGGCAGAAGAGAUCUACACUGCACAAAAGAAGAGAAGCGAACACACUGAAUUCAAAACAGAUUCUGUGUCUGUAAAACUUGCAUGCAGCCAAUUAAACAACUAUGUCUUCAUAUGGGUCUGUGAUGAAUCAUAUUUACAAAUGGUGGUAUGGUUCUGAAUUGUAUUCUAAACCCUGGAGAACAGUAAAAUGGGAUAAACAUGAGAUAGAAGAGAGUGUGAGAAUUCUGACCCCAAGCAAUCCAGAUAUCAGACAUCUUCAAAUCCUGCUGCAUGGACCUGUUGGAGCUGGAAAGUCCAGCUUUAUAAAUUCCCUCAGAAGUGUCUUUCAAAAACGGAUUAGUGUCAAAGAGAAAGUAGCACCAUCAUCAUCCACCAGUUGCACAAAAACAUACAAAGGCUGUGAAAUCAAAACAUCUUAUGGAGUUUUACCAAUCACCAUAUUUGAUUUUAUGGGUCUGGAAGAAAAGGCACAAAAUGUUCAUCCUGAUGAUCUGAGAAAUGCACUGCAUGGACAUUUGCCAAAUGGAUAUAAGUUUCAUCCUGACAGACCACUGCCUUCAAAUGAUGAAAAAUACAUCAUCAACCCCUCAAAAGGAGAAAAAAUGCAUUGCGUGGUCUGUGUUGUGUCAACAAACAGUAUCUCUCUAAUGACUGAUGCUUUCAUCAACAAGAUGAAAAUGUAUUUGGAGGAAGCCAGUGAACUUGGAAUCCCUCGAGCUGUUCUCAUGACUAUGGGUGAUCUAGUCUGUCCAGCUGUUAAGAACGAUGUGAAAUACAUCUACAUAAGCAAGAUAAUUAAAACCAAGAUGGAAGAAUGCAGUCACAAACUGCAAGUUCCAAUGACUUGCAUCUUCCCUGUGAAGAACUACAAUGAGGAGUUAGAAACAAACGACGACGUAGAUGUCCUCCUCCUGUUGGCACUGAAACAAAUUGCCCAUUUUGCCAAUGAUUAUGCUGAAGACCUUUGAAACAGGAAAGAUAUUAUUAAAAUUCUUUCCAAAUAACAGCUGCCGAGAAAAUGUAAAAGAAUACUUCUUUGCAUUACGACCAUGUUACACAGAAUAGAGAAUGUUGAAAAUUUGCUUUAUAUUACCUAAUAAAGUAGAUAAUCACCUAAAAGCCAGCUAAUGAGAUAAUUAACUGUUCAUUUAUUAAAAACCACGCUUCACAAUUAACAGUCUGUCAUUCAUAUAACAAGGCUUACUUUACACUUUCCAAGGUAGCAGUUGAACAAAGGGACAGUGUCAUAUCUUUGAUCAUAAAAAAAUAUAUACUAUAUAUUCCAUGUAAGAAGUUAUUUGAUAUUUAACCUCAGGAUCACAUAGGGUAACAAAGUAAAACUGUGUUCUGCAUAUAUUUCACUGCAUCAUAAAACUGUACUUGCUGAGCUGGUUAAUUAAAUAAAUGAAAUAAAUCUUUAUUAAAUGUUAAACAAAAAUUUAAGUUACAAAUAAAAUAAAAUAAAAAUCUAACCAAGCGUAGUGGAAUCAAUUAUUUUAGAUUACGCAUGACUUUUUACAGCAGGACACCUCAAAAAUAUGACUAUAAAAACUCCAUGAAUUCCAUGUGUUCUAGUGUUGACCUAGGCUUUCUUUAAAAAUCAGAACUUAUUUGCUUCCAGAAUAAAAUGGUACAGUCACAAACAUUUGUAUACAUGCAUACUUUUUUUAAAAGGUUUUUUGUUCUAUCCUACAUAUGCACUAUAUGGUCAAAAGUUUGUGGACACCUGGCCAUCAUAUGUACAUGUUGAACAUUCCACUCCAGAUUUAUUCCCCCUUUGCUGUUAUAAUAAGCUCCACUCUUCUGCGAAGGCUUUCCACUAGAUUUUGGAGUGUGGCUGUGGGGAUUUGUACUCAUUCGGCUACAAGAGCAUUAGUCAGAUAAAGGUACUGAUGUUGGGUGAGGAGGCCUGGGUUUCAGUCAGUGUUCCAGUUCAUCCCUAAGGUGUUCAGAGGGGUUGAGGUCAGGGCUCUGUGCAGGACACUUGAGUUCUUACACUCCAACCUUGGCAAACCAUGUCUUCCUUGGUGCUCACUUUGUGAACAGGAGCAUUGUCAUGCUGGAACAAGUUUGGACCCCUAUGUUCCAGUUAAGGGAGAUUGUAAUGCUACAGCUUACAAAGACAUUUUAUACAAUUGUGUGGUUUGAUCUUAGUGGCAACAGUUUGGGGAAGAACCACAUAUGGGUGUGAUGGCCAGGUGUCCACCACUUUAUUGUGGCAUAGAUUUAAUUGUAAAUGAAUCACAUUUUUGGUUCCAUCAAUCUAUACACAAUAAUCCAUAAUGACAAAGUGACAAAAAUCUCUUGAAUUUGUUUUUAUGUUGUUGUUGUUGUUUACAAAUUUAUUACAAAUUGAAAAAUGGAUCUUUUAGAUAAUGGGGCAUUCAGACUCUUGUGAAUUAAUUUUAAAUUAAAUCUGUGGUUACGGUGGAUCUGGAGUCUAGCUCAGGAACACUGGGUGUGAAAAAAAUGGUUGUCUGCUGGUAGCUCUCUCCUAUUUAUCUUAAGAAUAUCAAUUAAAGCAUUAUUGAUUCAUGACCAAGUAAUCACAGAUCCAGCUUUGACUGCCAAGGUAAUAGUCUCUU